AGAACAAUACUGUCAUUAACAAAGACCGAGACGCAGGAGGCGGUCAUGGACAUGUACUGCACCAGCUUCCCUACUAGCGUCACCAUUGCUGACUUGGGCUGCUCGUCGGGGCCCAACGCAUUGUUGGUAGCCUCCGAGAUCAUCGAGGCAUUGAAGUGGAAGUGCCACCAGCUGCGCCGCCGGCUGCCAGAGUUGAGUCUGUUGCUUAAUGACCUUCCAGGGAACGACUUCAACAGCAUCUUUAGAACUUUGCCUGAAUUCUACCAGCGGAAGGGUCUGAACCAAGGGAACGGGACAAGGCAUGGGCACUGCUUCGUCUCGGCGGUGCCUGGCUCAUUCUACGGGCGAUUGUUCCCUAGCAAGAGCUUGCAUUUCGUGCAUUCUUCUUCGAGCCUCCAUUGGCUCUCUCAGGUGCCUCCUGAGCUUCGGAGUGGAUCCAACAUGCCACUGAACAAAGGAAAUAUCUUUAUUUCCAAGACAAGUCCUCCUUGUGUUUCAGACGCAUAUGCAAAGCAAUUCCACAGGGAUUUCUCAUUGUUUCUGAAGUGCCGUGCCGAAGAAAUAAUCACAGGAGGACAAAUGGUGCUGACAUUUAUGAGCAGGAGAAGUUCAGACCCUGUAGUUGAGGAGCAUAGCUACCUUUGGGACCUGUUAGGACAAGUCCUCAUAGACAUGGCCUCAGAGGGCCUAAUUGAAGUGGAGAAGGUAGAUUCCUUCGAUGCUCCCUUUUAUGCACCUUCUUCGGAGGAGCUGAAGCGUGAGAUUGAAAGUGAAGGGUCAUUCGCUGUUAAAAGCUUAAAGCUCUUUGAAGCAAGCUGGGGGCACAACAACCGAAUUGGUUAUAGCAAAGCCACCGAAGAGAAGGAUCCUAUGCUUGGGGAGCUAAGCACUGCCCAACGCGUAGCUAAGGGAAUUCGAGCAGUGGUUGAGUCCAUGCUAGAGAGCCAUUUUGGAGAGGCUAUGAUUGAAGAUUUCUUUUCGAGGUAUUGUGAACUCUUGGAGGACCAUUGCACUAGAAAUGACACCAAAGUAUUUAAUGUAGUGAUUGUCAUAGUCAGGAAGUAG
Messenger RNA from Elaeis guineensis (African oil palm), 1065 nucleotides. Lineage: Eukaryota; Viridiplantae; Streptophyta; Magnoliopsida; Arecales; Arecaceae. The record is from RefSeq and is a predicted model, not a curated record.